AUGUUGUCCGACCUGGAGGCCGCCUUCGCCUCGGGCUGUCCCGACGAGACGGAGCUUGUGGUCGAGAAGGACCUGAACACGGGCCAGGCGAGCUGGCACGUGCGCGGUCGGGCCGACCCCGUGCUGGAGCGGUGCCGGCUCGAGGGCGAGGGCGGCGCCGACGUGGUCAUGCCGCAGGCGUUCAGACCUGGCCACGAGAAGAGUGCACCCCAUGUCGGGAGGAGAGAAGGCGGCAUGAGCAUCAUUUUUCGGAGGUCCCCGCGGAUUUCUCGAAUCUGCGCCGAGGGCCCCCAACGGCGCCGCCCCCAGCGCGCUCCUCGCGAUAGGGAUGUGGGUCUGGCUCAGACCCGAGAGUUUCGCGCGGAGGUCCGACAGUUCAUGUCUAUGCCGCGCGUUCUUCUUCCAUCCAUGGUAACGUCUUGCCGUUCACGGUCCACAAUCUGGACACCGGGGAGACCAACGUGA
This is a messenger RNA of Prorocentrum cordatum, 465 nucleotides long. The record is from the annotation of a GenBank genome assembly. NCBI's taxonomy places the organism in Eukaryota, Dinophyceae, Prorocentrales, Prorocentraceae.